Molecule: messenger RNA, 1974 nt
Organism: Galleria mellonella (greater wax moth)
Lineage: Eukaryota; Metazoa; Arthropoda; Insecta; Lepidoptera; Pyralidae
Product: beta-alanine transporter
Exons: 8
Coding region: 153-1934 (593 amino acids)
Biological process (GO): transmembrane transport
Cellular component (GO): membrane
Molecular function (GO): transmembrane transporter activity
Source: RefSeq, a predicted model, not a curated record
UUAUUGUUUGUAAAUUUAUCAGUACACAGUAACACGCGGUACUGUUCGGUGGUCAACAAUACAUAAAUAAAUAAAUAAAUUAUUUGUCUAUUCAAAUUGAAGUAUUAAAAAAGUUAAUAAAAAAGUUUUUGAUGUAACUAACGAGGACCGAAAUGGACUUCGACGCUAUCCUAGAAGACGUUGGCGGCUUCGGUCGAUACCAGAAACUAGUGAUUUACCUGAUACUCCUACCAGCCGUGAUACCCUGUGGCUUUCACGCGUACGCGCAACUGUUUAUGUCAGCUAAUGUCGAACACUGGUGCCGAGUUCCAGAAUUGGACCAUAUUUCGGAUUUGGGAUUAGUGAAGAAUUUAAGUAUACCAAUGGAACUUAGAAAUGGAAACACGCAAUAUUCUGAAUGUAGCAUGUACAAGCUGAAUUACAGCGAUAUUUUAAGAAAUCACGAGAGUCCUACUGAGGCAGCUACAAAAGUAACACCAAAGGAUACAACGUCGUGCAAAAAUGGCUGGAGUUACGACAAGAGUAUUUACAAAAACACAAUCGUCUCUGAAUGGAACUUAGUCUGCAGUAAAGAUUUUUAUCCAACAUUUGGCUUGGUUCUCCUCGCUGUCGGUGGAAUUGUAGGCAAUUAUAUCUUUGGCUACCUCCAAGAUACAAUAGGAAGGAAGCCAUCUUUCUUCAUCUACCUCUUAAUAGAAUGCGUGUUUGGCGUAGCCACUGCAUUCGCGCAAAACUAUGUGGUAUGGACCAUUUACAGAGUUGGAGUUGGAUUUACUGUUCCCGCUAUCAUGGCCACACCAUAUGUUUUAGCGAUAGAACUAGUGGGACCACGCUGCCGGACUCUGUGCACUAUUUUAUCCAAUAUUGCGUAUUCCAUGGGCUUGAUACUAUUGUCUGGAGUGGUAUACUUUGUGAGAGAUUGGCGACAUCUCGCGUUAGCCACCACUUUGCCAUUUGUUUGUUUCUUUCUUUAUAUUUGGGCGAUGCCUGAGAGUCCCAGGUGGUUACUGGCAAGAGGCAGAUUCGAGGAAGCUGAAAUAAUAUUGAAGAACAUGGCAAGAAUUAACGGAAAAUCCUUGCCAGCCAACUACAUGGUCCAUCUUCGACGUAAAUACGAAUCUGACAAGCUGAAACAGGACAUAGAGAAAGAGAAGUUACGUAAAUAUGGCAUUCUUGAUCUGUUUCGGACGCCUAAUUUGAGGAAGAAAACAAUCAUCAUAACCUUCAUCUGGUUCACGAACACCAGUGUCUACGUUGGCCUCUCGUACUAUGCUCCAGUACUUGGGGGUGAUGAAGUCUUGAACUUCUUCCUAGCUGGCGUUGUCGAGUUGCCCACCUACUUGUUCCUGUGGCCUUCGAUGGAGAGAUUAGGCAGGAGGUGGACUCUUUGUAUGAGCAUGGUAGUAGGCGGUGUUGCUUGUUUGACCACAUUCUUGGUUCAACAUGAAACUAACGUCACCCUGGCACUGUACUGCGUUGGCAAGAUGGGCAUAUCGUCUUCAUUUGUGGUACUACCGUUGAUGGCGUCAGAACUAUACCCAACCGUGGUCAGGGGACUCGGGAUGAGCCUCAGCUCCGUCCUCGGCAUGUUGGGGCCCAUUUUUAUACCACUCGUCAAUUAUUUAGGAGCAGACAUUAUGGUUCUACCACUUAUUAUAAUGGGAGCUUUAUUGGUCGCUGGCGGUAUAGCUAGCUUACUUCUACCAGAGACUUUAAACCAGCAUCUCCCCCAAACUUUGGAAGACGGCGAGAAAAUGGGUCUUGACACUGACUUUUGCUGCAGUCCACCAGUCAAAGAAACUAAGCAGGGCAAUGACCUGAAAUUAAAAGAUACACUCGAUCAACAGAUCUGUAAUUCUUGUAACGCCUCAUGCACGUGUCGAAUGGUCAACGUUCCUCUGUUGGAAAAUGUUACUGCGAUAAUUGAAAAGUAAAAUGUUCACUUUAUUUAAGUAAAUAUUUUAAUAAAUCUAA